AUGGUUCGAGGACGCGCAUUACAUUUUGUCUUCAAAGUAGCCGACAGGACACUUACAGCAAGAUUUUACAGAGAAGUUUUGGGAAUGAAGGUUCUUCGACAUGAGGAAUUCAGUGAAGGUUGUGAAGCAGCAUGUAAUGGGCCUUAUGCUAAUAGAUGGAGCAAAACUAUGGUUGGAUAUGGGCCGGAAGAUACUCAUUUUGUUGUUGAGCUAACAUACAACUAUGGGAUCACACAUUAUGAGCGGGGGAAUGAUUUCCGUGGCAUAACAAUACAGUCUAGUGAAGCUUUAAAGAGGGCUGCAGCUACAAAUUGGCCUGUGGAAGAGUCUGAUGGCCAGAAGUUUGUUGAAGCACCCGGUGGCUAUAAAUUCUUCAUUAUUGACAAACCACAACCCAUAGACAAGGACCCAGUGAUUAAAGUGUCUUUAUCAAGUUCAAACCUUACAAGAUCUGUUGAAUACUGGAAUGGUCUUCUGAAUCUGAAAAUAUUUGAGAAGAAAGAAAAAUCUGUUGUUUUAGGUUAUGCUGAAGAUCAGGCGAAACUCGAAUUAGUUGAUAUUGGUGAACCUGUGAAUCACGCUAAGGCUUAUGGCCGCAUCGCGUUCUCGUGUCCAUUUGAGGAGCAGCCCGUUAUAGACCAAAAGGUCCGCGAGGCAAAUGGAAAGAUUUUGACUCCAUUGAUUUCUUUGGACACGCCCGGCAAGGCCACAGUGCGGGUGAUAAUUCUUGCCGAUCCCGACGACCAUGAGAUAUGCUUUGUCGAUGACGAAAGUUUCCGGCAACUGUCACAAGUGGAUCCCAACAGUGACGCCGACCUCGAUAAAUUCAUCAAAGCUGACAAAUCAAGAGCAUAA
Molecule: messenger RNA, 855 nt
Organism: Parnassius mnemosyne (clouded apollo)
Lineage: Eukaryota; Metazoa; Arthropoda; Insecta; Lepidoptera; Papilionidae
Source: the annotation of a GenBank genome assembly